This is a messenger RNA of Strongylocentrotus purpuratus (purple sea urchin), 7967 nucleotides long. Its product is annotated as protein unc-13 homolog B. Gene Ontology annotation, cellular component: neuromuscular junction; presynaptic active zone cytoplasmic component; presynaptic membrane. The transcript has 32 exons. Gene Ontology annotation, molecular function: calmodulin binding; phospholipid binding; syntaxin-1 binding. Gene Ontology annotation, biological process: synaptic vesicle priming; synaptic transmission, glutamatergic; synaptic vesicle maturation. The record is from RefSeq and is a predicted model, not a curated record. The coding region runs from base 92 to 5770 and encodes 1892 amino acids. NCBI's taxonomy places the organism in Eukaryota, Metazoa, Echinodermata, Echinoidea, Camarodonta, Strongylocentrotidae.
UUGCAUACUGUCCUAGCAUUCAACAAUUCCUCUCGCUUUUCUUCUCACGACAGAGCAAGAAGAAUCGGUGGCUUAUGAACGCAAGCUGCGGAUGAUCCAUGACAUUAUCCAACAAGAUGCCAGCGGCUCAGGACAGCAGCCACCUGCCCAGCUUAUACCGGCUCAGUCUGGUAUGAUGUCCGAAGACAGCGAUUACACCAGUGAUGUCAACGCCCCCACAGUCAGCAAUAGCAGCCCUCGACACAGCGGUGGUACAGCCCACCAUUCCUCAGAUAGGUUAGACUCACCCUCCCACGGCUCGCCCCCUUCACGCUUCCAUGAUUUCAAUGAUGACCGCUUCCCCGGCAUGGAACAGCCUUACUAUCCCCAUGACCUCACCGAUGAAGAGCGGAUAGGACGCUUCAUAGAGGACGACGAGAGAAGACGACUCUAUCCCGAGGACCGCGACGACUUCACGGACGGCAGUGCCGACCGUUUAGACCAGGACUUCCCCGAAAGAGAAUACUACAAUGGCUAUCACCCAGGUAGCAAUAUGGAUCACAGGUACAAUGGAUCAACAGGUGAAUUCACAAACCCCGAGGACAAUUACAGCGGAGAAUACGAUUCGGAAUUUGGCCCAAACCAACGGGGCUAUUUGGAUGAUUACGAUAAGUUUCGGGAGGAAUAUCGAGAAGGACAGAGCUCUGACGAGCAGAGGUACAGACCCAUGGAGUCAUAUGAACAAGAGGAAUAUGAUAGGAAGUAUCAUCGGGAGGAUUCUCCACACGAGGUUUACAGCGAUGAGUAUGAAGGGAGGGAAAGGGAGUUUGUUCACCCCGAUCGCGAGUAUGUUGCGCCGGAUCGCGAGUAUGUUGCGCCGGAUCGUGAGUAUGUUCCGCCGGACGGUGAAUUUGAACACCCGGGUAGUGAGGAUAUCGAGUAUGACAAGGACAAAGGAGCUUAUGAUUUGCGCAAAGGUGAAGAUCUAAGGAUUGGUGAUCGUGAACCCUUACCCGGGGGAAGAGGGAGUAGUUAUGAUUUAAGAAGGGACGGAGACCUUGAGCCUUUGAGAGGCAGCAACUACGAUUUAAGGACAGAAAGUGAAUAUGAAAGCAGAAGAGGCAACCUAGUACCAGGUAGCGGUCUAGAUUCUAAAAAGGGUAGCAAGUACGAUCUAACAAGGGACACUGAAUACGAUAUGCAUAGAGACGGUGAGUUUGAUCUAGGACUUGAAAGCAAAUUUGAUUCGCGAAGAAACAGCGGGUUUGAUUCACGACUUGACAGUGACUUUGACCUAAGACAGGGUAGAGAGUUUGACCGAGAUCCAAGACCGGAAGAAGACUUUGAACCCGAGCAGGGGAGGGACUUUGAAUUGCACGAAAACAUUUACUGUCCGCCAGACACCGGUGACGACCUUGAAACUCGCGAUAGCGACCUUGAUGCCAGAAGCAGCGAGUUUGAACUGGUCCGCCGGGACCCGUACAGAAACCUUCGGGAGAGUGACUACGACCACAGGGGGUCCAACUUUGGCCGCCAAACGGACGACUUUGAGGGGUAUAACUUUGACGAGGGCAGGAACUAUGUGGACAGGGGGGAAAGUUUUGAGACGAGGACUGAACAGAGCGAGGUGGAAUCAGAAACAAGCAAUACCAUACCUAGUACGCACCGGCAGAUGGAGCCCUACCCCUACAGUCCUCACGGGAGUGAGAGUUAUCUGCACAGAGACGAGAGAGAUGUAGAUAGUUUAGAACGAGAGAGUAGGCCCUCGCUGGACACAGGAAGCGCUGGAAGUAGCCGCUACUCAUCACCGAGGGUCGGUCGGAGCAACCUGACCCUUGACCAGUACUCAGAGAGCUUACAGCAGUCGGACGAGCUCCUGGACCGGGGGGACCACGAUCUGGACCUGGAACUGCUGGAAGAGGAGGACGAGUUAAGAGACCUAGUACCUGCUAUGACCAUCGCACGCAUGAGAUGGCUCAACGCAUUCCAUAGAGUGCGCGAGCAAAUCAAAGAGGGAUAUUACGAUGGUGACAGUAGUAUGCGGUCAGGAAGGGUAGGCGGACUGUGGGCCAACUUAGCAAAUGGCGGCGAAUUUGCAGACACUAUAAACAACAACAACCAAGACAUUUCAGUCUCAAGACCCUUGAGGAGACGUAAAAACUUUCGCAUCCCAGCGAAUAAACUUCUGGAGAUUGACAUGGCUCCUGAACUAACCCCCUCCCGCAAGAUAUCAGCGUCGUUAGCUGUUAUGAAGCGGCAACAAAUGCCUUCGACAAUGGUCAACAGGCAGUCAUUGAAUGACGAAGAAUUGAAAAGCCACGUCUACAAGAAGACCCUACAAGCCCUGAUUUAUCCAAUUUCCAGCACCACGCCCCACAACUUCGAGAUCUGGACCGCCACCACGCCCACCUACUGCUACGAGUGUGAGGGACUGCUCUGGGGCAUCGCCCGCCAGGGGGUGCGCUGCUCAGAGUGCGGGGUCAAAUGUCACGAGAAGUGCAAAGACCUUCUGAAUGCCGACUGCUUACAGCUUUUCAUGACAAAGAAGAGCAGAGCGGCAGAGAAAAGCUCCAAGCAUGGUGCCGAGGACAAGACUCAAAACAUCAUCAUGGCUAUGAAAGAUAGGAUGAAGAUUCGGGAAAGGAACAAACCAGAAAUAUUUGAGAUGAUUCGGGAGGUUUUCAACACUCCGCCUCAGCCCCACUCAGGGCACAUGAAGGCGGUCAAGCAGUCGGUGCUGGACGGCACAUCCAAGUGGUCAGCCAAACUUGCCAUCACUGUGGUCAGCGCUCAGGGUCUCAUUGCCAAGGACAAGACUGGGACGAGCGACCCCUACGUCACUGUUCAGGUGGGCAAGGUCAAGAAACGGACGCGCACCGUUCAGCAGAACCUCAACCCCGAGUGGAACGAAAAGUUUUUCUUUGAGUGCCACAAUUCCUCAGACAGGAUCAAGGUCAGAGUAUGGGAUGAAGAUGAUGACCUGAAGUCCAAACUCAUGCAGAAGUUGACGAGAGAGUCAGAUGACUUUCUUGGCCAGACAAUCAUCGAAGUGAGGACAUUAAGCGGUGAAAUGGAUGUCUGGUAUAAUCUAGAGAAAAGAACAGACAAAUCAGCAGUCUCGGGUGCCAUCAGGUUGCAUAUAUCAGUGGAGAUAAAGGGAGAGGAGAAAGCAGUGGCCCCAUACCAUGUACAAUACACCUGUCUUCAUGAGAAUCUCUUCCACUUCUUGAGUAUGAAGGAAGGGGGCCAGGUAAAGCUUCCAUCGGCCAAGGGCGAUGAUGCCUGGAAGAUUUACUUUGACGAGACGGCCCAGGAAGUGGUGGAUGAGUUUGCCAUGAGAUACGGCAUCGAGUCCAUCUACCAAGCCAUGACACACUUUUCCUGUCUUUCAUCUAAGUACAUGUGCUCAGGCGUACCCGCCGUUAUGAGUACAUUACUAGCCAAUAUCAAUGCCUUCUACGCACACACCACAGCAUCCUCUGCGGUCUCUGCCAGUGACAGAUUCGCAGCCUCCAACUUCGGGAAAGAGAAGUUUGUACGCCUUCUCGAUCAACUUCACAAUUCAGUCCGGAUAGAUCUCAAUUCAUACAGAAAUAACUUCCCUGCUGAUACCGUAGACAGACUAGCUGAUCUCAAAUCCAUGGUGGACCUCUUAACCAGUAUUACAUUCUUCAGAAUGAAGGUGCAAGAGCAAGCCAGUCCACCUAGAGCUGCCUCAGUGGUCCUAGGGUGCGUCAAGGCCUGUCUACAAUCCACCUACGACUACAUCAGGGAUAACUGCUUUGAGCUGUACCAACGAGAGUUCCAACCGGAUCAACCCGUCAAGCAGCCCGACCCGGAAGACCCCAACGGGCCACGCAGCCUCGACUUCUGGACCAAGAUGAUAUCCCUCAUCGUCUCUGUCAUAGAAGAAGACAAGACUACCUACACCUCAGUGCUCAACCAGUUUCCCAAUGAGCUGAACGUGGGUGUACUAUCAGCUAGCAUGAUGUGGUGUGGCUUUGCCAAAGAUAUGAAGUCUGCUCUUGAAGAGCAUGACCAGCAGAGGUUAUGUACGAGUGCAGAAUACAUGAACCUUCAUUUCAAGGUGAAGUGGAUGUUCAACAAGUACGUGGAAGGAGUCACUGAAUACGAGAACAGGACACCAGAGUAUGCCAGCUGGUUUGAGCCGUUCGUCAUGCAGUGGCUGCGUGAGAACGAGGAACUGUCCAUGGAGUUCCUGCAUGGCGCCCUCGAGAGGGACGCCAAGGAGAACUUCCAGAAGAGCUCCGAGCAUGCUCGAUUCUCUUGCUCCGUGGUUGAUGUCUUCACCCAGAUCAACCAGAGCUUUGAUAUCAUUCGUCGUCUCGAGUGCCCGGACCCGGAGAUCGUCAAUAGAUACAUGAGGAAAUUUGCAAAUACUGUCAACAGAGUAUUACUUGCCUAUGCAGACAUUGUCACUGAGAAGUUUGCCCGCUACUGCAACAAGGAAGAAAUAUCCCUCCAAGCCUGCAUCCUCAUGAACAACAUCCAGCAGCUCAGGGUAUACCUGGAGAAGGUAUUUGAGUCGAUGGGAGGAGAGAAGCUAGACGCAGAGGCUGCAGACACUUUGAAGAAGCUCCAGGGCAGCCUCAACGAAGUCUUAGACCAACUCAGCAAAGUUUUCGCAAAGAGCUUUGUACCACGUCUUCACGAGGGUAUAGAGGGGCUGAGCGCCCAACUGGGUGAGAUCAGAGGUCAAGGUCAACCCAACCAGAGAAGCAACAAUGAAUCUGAUGCUGUCAUGGUACUCAGACCACUCAUGGAGAUCCUUGAUGGAAAUCUGUCAGUGUUGGCUCAGAACUGUGAGAAGACAGUAUGGAAGAGACUCCUCAAGGAGAUGUGGAAGAUCGUCAUCAGUACCGUGGAGAAGGUUGUCGUACUACCACCCAUGAGUGAUGUCUCGAUGAGUUCAAUUCUUGCCACACUCAAUCCAGCAUUAGCCAAGCUGCAAGGGCAUGGCGGAGAAACCAAGGACGUGAACAAGGAAGAAAACAAGAACCUGUCCCCCAAACAAUGUGCCGUUUUAGAAGUUGCUCUUGAUCAUAUCAAGGGUUCUUUCGCCCAUCCACAGCAAUACUUCCAUGGCUCCGGCAAUGGCCUCAAGCGCAACUUUCUGGAGAAGAGUCCGGAGCUUCAGUCGUUGCGGUACGCCCUCUCUCUCUACACCCAGACCACCGACAUGCUUAUCAAGACCUUUGUCCAGACGCAGAAUCAACAAGAUCAACCAAGUGGCAACCAGUCGUUUGGUGAGCUCUCCAUCCAGGUCGACCUCUUCACCCAUCCUGGCACAGGGGAACACAAGGUCAAUGUCAAAGUGGUUGCCUGCAAUGGAUUGAAAUGGAACACGACAAGUAUGUUCCGACCGUUUGUAGAAGUCUACAUGAUUGGACCACAUCUCAGCGAUAAAAGACGCAAACAUUCCACCAAGUCCAAGGCCAACAACUGGGCACCCAAAUACAACGAGACCUUCCAAUUCAUCCUAGGUAACGAGGAUGAGCCCAUCUCUUAUGAGCUUCACUUCUGCGUGAAGGACUACUGCUUCGCCAGGGAAGACCACCUCAUCGGGAUUGGCGUACUUCAGCUCCACACCAUCGUGGAAUGCGGCAGCUGUGCCUGCGUGUGUACGUUAGGACGCAAGCUGCACGUCAACGACACGGGUGGGACUAUCUUACGCAUCCUAUCCCAGCGAACGAAUGACGAGGUGGCGCGGGAGUUCGUUCGACUCAAGUCAGAGAGGAGAUCGGAGGGUGGCGAUCAGGGAAGAAGCUGAUGAGGCCGUAGGGGAUCUAUUGUCAUAUUUUGAAAGAGUACCUCAUUUCUCUAUUGUGUUUUUUUUCCUUUGAAGGGGUUUUGCAUUCCUCUUUUAAAUCUAAGUGCCUGAGUGUGUUCAAUUGAAUGUGCAAUUUGUGCAUGUUAUAUUUAACACUUUAUUGACUAUUUAAUUGUUCACGUAUAAGAAUAUUUGACACAAUUCGAGACCAGACACAGUUUUUAACUUAACUUUAAAGAUGAAAUAAUUUCCCACUUUUCUGCUCAUGAGUUAAUGGGUAAUGUAACACUGGCUACUUAGUACCCAUUAGAUGACAAAAAAUGGGCUUUUAUCACGCAUUUCUUGUUCCUUUUCCAACUCAGUACUUGUUUGUAUCCACAAUCAAAGAGUAUUAAUUCACCAUGUAAUAAUUUGUACUUCAGUAAAUAAAUAAUAAUUUCCCUCAUUUGUACUAGCUUGUAAAUGUCAUUAUAUUGUGACUCCAUUUGUACAAACUUUCUAUCUAGAAUUAAUGCAAAAAUUAUUGUUAUUGAUAAAUUGUGCUAUGUUUGAUUUGAAAUGUAACUUUUGUUGUUUUUUGUUUGAUCUAUUGUUUGGCAUGUUGUAUGUACAUAUUUUUUCACAUUCAGAUUUAGAUAUUAAAAAGUGAUAUUUUCCAAUUUCAGCAUUCCUUGUUUUGUAGCAAUUGAAAAUUACAAUUUUCUCUUAAAGAUUUGGAUGGUUUGUGUCUGUGUGGUCGAAAGGUGAUGGCUUUUGUUUGUAUUCAUUGUAUUCCAAUUAAAGAAACAAUAGAUUUUAUUUUCUAGAUUUCACUAUAUAAAGCUUAUGGUUAUAUUGUAGUAACAGAAGAAACAAAUUCUUAUCCCAAAGAAGAGAAAUAUAGACAAGUUUUAUUUGUUUUUGUGCAAGUAUAGCAGUAUUUUAAUGCAGAUAUACCUAUGUAGCUAUUCAGAUGUUUAUAAGAAAGUACUGCAUUUUGAUGUAAGACAGAUUAGGCAUAAUGUUGGGACUUGCAAAGAAGCUUUGUCGGCAAUUUUUGUACAGUUUUUGUAUACAUGUGUACUUGUUUGUGAGGAAGAAUACCCUAUUUUUAGGGGGUUUGAAGAUAACUUGCCUUUUUUGUGUGCUGUUAGCAUGUAUUUGACAAAAAGAAAGUGUAUGCCAGAAAGAGCUAUAUUACAUUUCACAAAUGACAAAAUUUAUUGAUAUGUAAAUAUGUAUGUGUAUAUAUCUAUAUCAUGUUGCAAUAUUAAUCCACUCAUUCGGAAUAUUUAGGUGCUAUUGUAUAAAUCACUGACUUUCAUAAAUAUUUCCCAUUGAACAAUCCAAGGACAACACUUAGCACAAGGGUAUAGACAACCAACGUAAUUGUUUUGUUUGAGUGUAGUCAUGACAACCAUUUGCAAACCCCUAAAAAGUGAGCAGUGAAGAAAAUUUGUAUUCCUCUAUAUUUAUAUUGUUAGGAAAAUGUCUUUCAGUGUUUCUGUAUGCUUUGAUCCGGUCAUUUUAGGCUCUCUUUAAACAUGGGAUAAAAUAAUACAUUAUACAUGCAAGUAGGUGUGACUGCUUGCAAAGUAAAGUCAAUACAGACACAAAAUUCAGCAUAAUAAUAUAUCUUCAAUUUUUCAUGUGCACGAGAUUUAGACUGGGGAACACAUGUCAAGUUGAUUUGAAGUUUCUUUUUAACCACUUUCCGCAGACAUAUUUUUCACUUUAAUAGCCAUAGGGCAUCUUCGCAGAAAAUUAUUUUUUAAUUUCACUUUGAAAUCUAAACACCCAAUUUUUUAAAUUUUAAUGAGAAGCUUUGUUUCAGAAUUGCUUGGAUUAUCACUAUCCUUCUUGUGUUUGCAAAUGGUUGUUAUUCUUCACAACUUUCAAGGAUAUUAAAUUGGACUUAUGAAGUCCCAUCCUCUUUAAUGACAAAGAAUAAUUGUUAACCACUUAGGGUACAGUUUACAUUUCUUUAGACUAAAGCAAAAACAAACCUGACUAUCAUGAGCAGCAACAAAGCAAAUUAUGAUUCCUCAAAUGACUUUUUGGAGCCAAUGGUUUUUUUUUAAUUCUCACAAACUCACCCCAAGCUUGAAGAAAACAAAAAAAAAGCAAAGUAAUGCUUUUUCACAGUAAAUUACAUUUUAUAUGAAACUUGCCAAUUAUUUUGUUUGUAUAUUAUGAUAGAUUACUGAAAAAUUUAGGA